AUGGAGUCCUCACGCGGUCCUCCGCGGGUCAAAAACAAGGCCGCUGCACCCGUGCAGAUAUCGGCAGAGCAGCUGCUACGAGAAGCCGUCGAUCGACAGGAGGGCGCCCUUCAAGCCCCGACACAGCGGUUUGCCGACUUGGAAGAACUUCAUGAGUUCCAGGGACGCAAGAGAAAAGAGUUCGAAGAUUAUGUGCGCCGCAAUCGAAUCAGUCUCAAGAACUGGCUGCAGUACGCAGGGUGGGAACUCGAGCAGAAAGAGUUUGCGCGUGCUCGCUCCGUCUAUGAGCGAGCGCUCGAUGUAUUGCCUAACAAUGUUACGCUGUGGAUUCGAUACAUCGAGGCUGAGAUCAAGAGCCGCAAUAUCAAUCAUGCGCGCAACCUGCUGGACCGCGCUGUCACGCGACUGCCCAGAGUCGACAAGCUAUGGUACAAGUACCUUUAUGUCGAGGAGAUGCUUGGGGCGAUUGCCAAUACAAGACAAGUGUUUGAGAGAUGGAUGCAAUGGGAGCCAGAUGAGGCGGCCUGGGGUGCUUACAUCCGGCUAGAGAAGAGAUACGGCGAGUUCGACAGAGCGAGGCAGAUCUUUCAGCAGUUUGUAGUGGUACAUCCCGAGCCGCGCAACUGGAUAAAAUGGGCGAAGUUUGAGGAAGAGUUCGGCACCAGUGAUCUGGUUCGGGAGGUUUUCCAGACUGCGAUCGAGUCUCUUGGUGAUGAGUUCGUGGAUGAAAGGCUUUUCAUUGCAUAUGCUCGUUAUGAAGCCAAACUCAAAGACUAUGAUCGAGCGCGAGCCAUCUACAAGUUUGGCUUAGACAACCUCCCCAGAUCCAAGUCCAUGCUUCUCCACAAGGAAUAUACUACGUUCGAGAAGCAAUUUGGUGAUAGGGAGGGUGUCGAAGAUGUCGUUUUGUCCAAGAGAAGGCGGCACUACGAGGAGCAAGUGAAGGAGAACCCUAAAAACUACGACAUAUGGAUCGACUACACCAGGCUCGAGGAGACUUCUGGUGACAUUGACCGAGCACGCGACGUCUAUGAAAAGGCUGUUGCUCAGGUGCCACCCACCCAGGAGAAGCGUCAUUGGAGGCGGUAUAUCUUCCUAUGGAUCUUUUACGCGCUUUUCGAGGAGUUGCAAACGAAAGAUGUCGAGCGAGCCCGCCAGAUUUAUGACACAUGUCUCACGCUUGUUCCUCAUAAGAAGUUCACAUUUGCCAAAGUAUGGCUUAUGAAAGCUCAAUUUGAGGUUCGCCAAGGCCAACUCACCGCAGCACGAAAGACUCUUGGCCGAGCUAUCGGCAUGUGUCCGAAAGACAAGAUCUUCAAGGGCUACAUCGAGUUGGAGCAAAAGCUCUAUGAGUUUGAGCGUUGCAGGACGCUGUACGAGAAGCAUAUCAUGUACAACCCAGCCAAUUGUCAAACAUGGAUCAAAUGGGCCGAGCUAGAGCGUGGCCUGGACGACCUGGACCGAACACGCAGCAUAUUUGAGCUUGCUAUUGGCCAGCCUGUGCUUGAUAUGCCCGAGGUCGUCUGGAAAGCCUAUAUUGACUUCGAGGAGGAGGAAGGCGAGUACGAGAAGACGCGCGAUCUAUAUGAGCGGCUGCUGGCGAAGGCCGAUCAUCCAAAGGUCUGGAUUAGCUACGCGCAGUUCGAGAUCAAUAUACCCGAGGGCGAGGAAGAAGAGGCAGAAGACGAGGAGCAGCCAAUCAGCGAGGAGGCGAAGGCACGUGCUCGCAAAGUCUUCGAGCGUGCACACAAGAGCAUGAAGGAUCGCGAGCUCAAGGCAGAGAGAGUGUCGCUGCUCAAGGCUUGGCUCAGCUUCGAACAGGAGCAUGGCUCGCCGGAAGAUAUCGAGAAGAUCCAGAAGCAAAUGCCACGCCAAGUCAAGAAGCGGAGGAAGCUGGAGGACGAUACUUGGGAGGAGUACAUCGACUAUGUCUUCCCGGCGGACGACAAGCAGACGCAAGACUUGUCAAAGUUGUUGGCGAUGGCGCAGGCUUGGAAGCAGACAGGGUCCAACUCGGCAGCAGGAGGUUGA
This is a messenger RNA of Phaeoacremonium minimum UCRPA7, 2031 nucleotides long. RefSeq names its product putative pre-mrna-splicing factor clf1 protein. Bases 1 to 2031 code for a protein of 676 amino acids. The record is from RefSeq and is a predicted model, not a curated record. Gene Ontology annotation, molecular function: protein binding. NCBI's taxonomy places the organism in Eukaryota, Fungi, Ascomycota, Sordariomycetes, Togniniales, Togniniaceae. Gene Ontology annotation, biological process: mRNA splicing, via spliceosome; spliceosomal complex assembly. The transcript has a single exon. Gene Ontology annotation, cellular component: post-mRNA release spliceosomal complex; Prp19 complex; precatalytic spliceosome.